AUGGGACUGGACGUCGGCAGUCGAGAUCGUGUCUUUGUUAGCAAUGUCAACACUCCAAACCAGUUCUGGAUUCAACAAGAGAUGAUGACAAAGGACUUAGAUGAACUCAUGAAUGACAUGCUGACUCACUACUCACAGGCACCAAACAGCACUUCCAAGAAGAGGCGUUUUUCGAAAGGAGACCCUUGUGUGACUACUUUUUCAGAUGAUGGUAGCUACUACAGAGCUGUGAUCACAAAUACAAUGGGCCCUAACAAUUAUGAAGUGUUCUUUAUUGAUUAUGGCAACUCGGACAUCAAAAGAGGGGAGGAUUUGUUAGAGGUGCACCCCAAAUUCCUCCUCCUACCUGCAGUUGCUAUCGAGUCCUGCCUGAGUGAUGUAGACCCAGAUUCUUGUAAUUCUGAUGCAACUGCUGGAAGGUUUGAAGAACUGGUAGUAGAGAAGACAGUUUGCUGCAAAGUGACCAAAAGGAUUGGAGACAAGUGUUCGUUGCUCAUGGUGGAUCCAACAGGUGGAGAAAACGCUGACAUCGCAAAUGCGUUGGUGAAGGAGGGGCUCGCAGGACGUCCAAGUCAGGGUAGCAGUCCACAAGCAAAGCAAAGCCCUCAUCAGGGGUACAGUGCUCGCAAUAUCCCAGCUAGAGCUGGAGAUGCUGGAGAGUCUCCAGCUAGGGAGUUGGAUUUCAACCUGCCCAAGUUCAAGAAACCGCAGAUAAGAGCUUCCAAGUCCACAGAAGUGAAGGACUUCAUGGAUUCAACCAUAGCUGAACUUGACCUGGUGGCUACAAUAGUUGGUGAGCAGAGAGGCACAUAUACUAUUAAACUCACUGAUCGCUCCAGUGGAGAUAAUAUCAACAGUAUGGUUGCUAAUAUGCUACAGGAUAGCAGCCCCAGAGGAUCACCAAGAGCAGAAAUGCUGAAGGAGUACAAGACACAGACAUUGAGGGAAGGAGAGGAGCUACCGGUCUUCAUCGGCCAUGUUGAUGAUCAGGGCAAGUGCUAUGUCCAGAAGUCAUCGACAGUUGGAGAGCUAGAAGCCCUUAUGGAGCACAUGAGCCAGCAGUUUGCAAACUUUGGAUCUAGCAUCCCAAAGUUGACAAUAGGGAUGUCAUGUGGAGCCCAGUAUUCAGCAGAUCAGGCAUGGUAUCGAGCCAAGAUCACUGGCAUUCGUAAGAAUGGGGACGUCGAAGUCACUUUUGUGGAUUAUGGCAAUUCUGAAAUGGUGAAUCCAGGUCAGAUCAAGAUGUUGUCUCCAGACAUGCUUGAGUUACCUGCGCAGGCCAUUGCCUGUCUCCUAAUUGGCCUUCCUGCUGGCCAACAGACAAGUGAAGAAGUUGCCAAGCUUCAGGGAUACAUAGAGAGUGAAUGCACCCUUGAAGUGAAAGGAAAAGACAGGAUCAGUGGUGUUUACAAUGUGCGCCUAAUUUCAGAUGGGAAGUGCAUCAAUGAUCAGUUUAGACAGCCUGUUCAACAGAGAAGACAGGAUCAGAAUGAACGUAUUGUAAAGUCACCCCCUCGCAGUGAUGGCUACAGUUCAGAAAGAUCACGUCCAGAGAGAGAGAGAUAUGGAUCACAUGCUAAGUCACCACCACAGAAUGAUAGAUUUGGUCAGCAUAUAGGCAAAGGCAGUCGUUUCAACAGUGAUGGCAGUGGUGAUGCCCCAGAUAAUUCAAGAUUCUCGAAACCACGUGGAGAUAGAGCUUCGGUGUCUUCUAAUGUGUCGGACAGGUCCAACAAAUCUGGUGGUCGUAGUUCUCGCUCAGAUGACUCAAGAGGUAAGGGAUCUGGCAGAAGGUCAGAUGCUGUUUCAUCUCCCACUAACAAAGAACCAGCAGUCCCUCUUCAAUUCAAGGAGGUUACGUUUCCAUCUAAAGGAACAGUGGAUGUCUUCCUUUCACACAUUAAUAGUCCCAGUGAAUUCUGGUGUCAAACAGCAGAAUCAACGCCCCAGCUUCAUAGAGUGAUGUCAGAACUGCAUGCCAGGUACAGUAGCCUUCGUCCAAAUGACAAGAGACUGAGUAACACGACAGUUGGGACACCAUGUGUUGCCAAGUUUUCAGAUGAUCAGUGCUGGUAUAGAGCUGUUGUUGUGAACAAGUAUGUCAGGAAGAUAGAAGUGAUGUUCGUUGACUAUGGAAAUUCUGAAAAAAUGGCACUUGGCAACUUAAAGGAAAUUUUACCUGACUUGGUGAAAUUGCCAGUGCUUGCUGUCAAGUGUAGUUUGCAGGGUGACCAAGAGUGGCAGAGUGCACAAAUUGAUGCAAUGAAAGAAGUUGCAAAUCAGGUUGGGCCAUUCAAUUGUGAGGUAAAAACUGCAGACUGUGGAGUAUACGAAGUAGAGCUGAAAUGGAAAGGGAAAAGAAUGACUCAAGAAUUGAACAAGAUCAAGCUACCAGCUCCACCAGUGGUGCCUCCUUCCAGGAAAGAAAUGACAGCAGUGGCAGCUCCAGUCCUACAAGUACAAGAGGCUCCAACCACUACAAGGUCAACACCAGUGUUAAGUGUUAAGAUUCCAUCAGAGCAGAAAAGCUUGGUAGUUGACCAGAUUGAGGAUGUUGUCAUCUCCUACUGGGAAGGCCCUUUCAAGUUCUGGUGUCAAUUGGCCAAGAAGAGUCCAGAGUUAGAUGCAGUAAUGGAUGGUCUUGCUAAUGCAGAGUCGCAGAAGAAAGUAGAUCCAUCUGCUGUGCGAGAAGGGCUAGUAUGCUGCGCAAAGUUUGCUGAUGAUGGUGCAUGGUAUCGUGCAAGAAUCACCAAAGUCAUUCCAGCUGGUUCCCCAGAAGUACUCUUCAUUGAUUACGGAAAUCAAAGUUCUGUGCCGGUAGAUGACUUGAGGGUCCUAGCUAGUAACUUGACUGUACUCCCUGCCCAGGCAAUGCAGUGCAAUCUCUAUGGCCUCUCCCCUGCCCAGGCCCUGUCAACUCCAGCUGUAGAGAAGUUCACUGAGCUGACAUCAGAGAAACAGCUGGUGGCGAAGGUCUUCAAGAAUGAUGUGUCCACACUAACGGUCACCUUGCAUGACACAAAUACAGAGGAUGACAUUGACAUCACAGAAGAAAUCAAGAAGGAUGUCGGUGAUGUGAAGGAACCAAGUUCAUACCCUCUUUCAGAAGUCAGCACUUCGACAGAAACUGUUUAUGUUACCAAUAUUGAUGCUAACUCUGGCAAAGUCUUCCUUCAACUUGCCUCUUGUACUGAGGAACUAGACUCAAUAACAUCUACCCUGCAAUCUGUCUAUGGAUCAUGUAGUCCCACAGAACAUCAGCUUCUCCAACCUGUUCCUAGUCAAGCUUGCUGCACCAAGUUUUCAGAAGAUGAACAGUGGUAUAGAGGUGUCAUUACUGCUACCACGUCUUCCACGGCUUCGGUCCUCUUCAUUGACUAUGGAAACAGUGAAGAAAAGCCCAUUAAUGAGUUAAAGCAGCCGACCGAAGACCUUCUCAAAGUGCCACAAAUUGCUCUGGAAUGUUGUCUAGAUGGAGUGCAAUUGUUACCUUGGACACAGGGGGCUGCUGAUCAUUUCCUGAACAUCACUGCAGAGAAAGAGGUAUCCUGUACCUUUUCAAGCACCACUCAUCCAUGUUCUGUUUCUCUAAAAGAUGACGCAGUGGAUAUCAAUGCAGAGAUGGUGAAAUUUACAGGUGCAGGAACAAUAGCACAACCAACAGAGUAUCCCCUCCCAUCUGUCAGUGCAGGAGCUCAUCUGGGGUAUGUUGUCAAUGUCGAUGCUGGAAGUGGUAAAGUCUAUGUCCAACGUUCAUCUGCAACGGAACAACUGGACUCGGUAACAGCUAUGCUGGAAGCCACAUAUGGGUCAUGUGGCAGUGAUUUUCAACUUGCAGCACCAGUAGUAAAACAGGCAUGCUGCACAAGGUUCUCAGAGGAUGGCCAGUGGUAUAGAGGCAGCAUUACCACAAUCUCAGAUAAGUCAGCUCAUGUCUUCUUUGUAGACUAUGGCAACAGUGAGGAAAAACCAGUCAGUGAGUUGAUGACUCCAACACCGGAGCUACUCAAGAUACCACAGAUUGCUUUGGAGUGUUCUCUGGAUGGAGUUCCCAAGUCUCCAUGGCAACAAGAUGCUGCAGAUCAUCUGAUCAAUGCUUCAGCAGAGAAAGAACUGACCUGCUCGUUUGUAUCAACCACAAGCCCUUUUGUUGUUCAUCUGAAAGAUAAUGAUGUUGACUUAAAUGCUGACAUAGUCAAACUAGUAAAGGGUGUAGAGAGCAAAGUUUCAGACCCAGUGGUAUCAUACGCAUCUCCACAACUAGCUUCUGGAGUACAAGCAGGCUAUGCUGUAAACGUAGAUGCAACAACAGGAAAGAUCUUCAUCCAGCUAGCGUCUGCAACGGAACAGCUUGACACUAUCACAACACUACUGGAAAGUACUUAUAGCUCCUGCAGUGAAAGUGAACAUCAACUCCAGCAACUAUCAGGAGACCAAGCAUGCUGUACAAAGUUCACAGAAGAUGAGCAGUGGUACCGAGGCAUUGUCAUGACAACGACCUCAUCCACUGCCAAUGUGUUCUUUAUUGACUAUGGGAACAGCGAAGAGAAGCAGUUCUCAGACUUGAAGGCUCCUACAGCAGAACUCUUGAAACUACCACAAGCUGCCAUAGAAUGUCGGCUGAUUGGUUUGGCAGAAGUGCCAUGGCAACAGGAUGCUGUGGACCAUUUCUUGAACAUCACCUCUGAGAAGGAGCUCACCUGCUCAUUUGAUGCAACCAAGAAGCCUGUCCUGGUCAAGUUGAAGGAUGGUGAGAAGGACAUCAAUACUGACAUGAUGGCUCUUGUAGGUGAGAAGCCAAAGGAAAGUCCUGAAGAAGUAAAAGAGUACAAGUCCUUGAGUACCUCACUUCAGGAGCAAAAGAGAGCUGAGAUUUACAUAACUGCAACCACUUCACCAAGUGAGUUUUGGAUCCAGCCCCUAGCCGGAGAAGAAGCCCUUGCCAUACUCAUGGAUGAACUGAACACCUACGCUGAGAAUCCAGACACCACUGCACUCGUCAACCCUACAGUGGGAGCUCCUUGCGUGGCCAAGUACUCGAGCGAUGAAGGAUGGUAUAGAGCAAUCGUCACGUCCUUGGAGAAGGAUUCUGCAACUGUCCAAUUUGUAGACUAUGGAAACUCAGAUUCUGUUGGGUUGGUGGACCUGAAGGUGAUAACUCCAGAGUUGAUGGUGCUGGAAUCCCAGGUCAUACGUGGUUCUCUUGCCGGUGUCGGCCCGGUAGAUGGGGGCCAGUGGAGUGGUUCAGCUGCUGAGUUCCUUGAGACUGCUGUGGCUGACAAACUGUUGCUGAUGGUAGUGGUUGGUGAAUCAAAUGGUACCUUAGCAGUGAAAUUGAUGGACAUGGGCAUGAAUAUCGGAGAUGUGAUGGUAGACAAAGGCCAUGCUGUGUCUACUGCUGAAAGGGUCAGGCAGUUUCCCUCUGUUACUUCCAUUGCCUCUACAGCCAGCUCGUCAGGUGAAGCCUUAGAACAAGCAUCCCUUGAGUUAGUGGAGCAGGUUCUCUCUGCAAGCCUUCAUGAGCUAGGACUUGAUGUAAGCGAGGACGGGAUGGAUCUUGCCGAAGCAGACAUGGAUACUGGUUUACCAGUGGUAGUAGAGGAGAAACAGGAGACCGAAGCCAUAGCCCACAUGGUGCUUGAGAAUCUCCUUGCAGAGAUCACAGGCAAUAUCUCGCUGAAUCUGCUUGGUGUGCAAGUAGAUCAGGAGGUAAGCAGUGCUGACAAGGAGCAGAAAGAAGGAGAGACAGAAGACGACGGAGUAGAGGAAGAUCAGGAAGCAGAAGGUGAAGAGCCUUCACAGGGAGUCAAAUCUGAAGAAGAUGUCUUCGAUGAGAACAAAGAAAUUGAGGAGAUGCCAGAAGAGCAGAAAGCAGAAGAGGAUAUUAUGAUGGAGGAAGACAAAACGGAACAUGCUGCACUAGUUGGACAGAAGGAAACUGAUGAAGCCCCAGAAGGCACUGAUGACCACCAGGAGGUAGAGAGCCUGCAGCCUUCAGAGACCAACCCUCAAGAAGAAGUUGCAGUUGCGGAAGAUGUCCAGGAAGAUGUCCAGGGCAUGGCGGGAGAGAUGCCUGAAGAUGAUACUCCAGAGGACGAGACACCGGUGGAUGCAGUUCCUGAGGAUGUGGUUGCAGAGGGUGAGGCCAGAGAUGAACCUAAGCAACAGGCUGAGGGCGAGACUGAGAAUUUGGGAGACGGCGUAACGGAAGAUGUACCUGAGGCGGAUGCAGCCGUGCAGGAAGAUGAAUCCCUCAAAUCGGACAAGGCCUUCCAGUCGGACGAGGACUGCUUCAAGGAUGCGGUUGCCGCGGAAGCAGACCAGCACAAAGCGGUGGAGGAAAAUAGAGCUACAGCUAAUCUUCAAGAAGAAGAGGAUGAUGAGACAGGGUUUAGUGAUGUGGUCCAAGAAAUGGAGAACAAUAACGCAAAGACUCAAGAGCAGAAUAUGGAACCAGAAGCAGAUCAGUUAAAAACCGCAGUAGUUACCGAAGAUGAUGGGGUUGAAUUCAGAGAAGAUGCGGGAAGAGGAGAUGAAGUAUCCACCCUACCAGGGGAUGAUGCUGGGGAGGAACUUACGAGCAUUGCUGAUGAAUCCCAAGGGGACUUGAGGGCUGAGUUUGCUGCAAUCAACCUGGAUGACUCCAAAGACUUCACUGAGGCAGAAAGUGGAGCUGUUGCAAGUGGCAAUAUUUCAGCAGCGGAAGAUGAUGUUGAGGGAGGUGUUACUCCUAGUGACACCAAGGGGAUGUUGGAGGAUGUUUUGCCUGAAGGUCAGGCGUUGAUGGAUGAAAGUGGUGAUGCUCCAGUGGUCGCCAAGGAAACUGAUGCAGAGAGUAAUGCUGCGGAAAAGGAUAUGGACAAUGACGCGAAUGAGAGUUUUGAGACGGCUCGUGGAGACAUCUCCAACAUCACUAGUCCUGGAGGAGGAGACACUUCCCUCUACGCCAGCAUGAGCACCAUCUCCGUCGGGAGUGGUGAUCUGGACAGCACCCUGGAGUGCGACAAGACUCUGGACCUCAGCGAGUCAACAGAAUCGGGAACAGGCAGCGGGAAGGGAUACGGUGAGGUGAAUGGGGGUGGAGGAGAUGCCCAAACCCUUUCUCCUCCUCGCUGUGAUAGCGGAAUCAUGGAAGAUAAAGAAGGGGGUGAGGAGGUGGUCAAAAUCAGUCAAAAGGAAUCUUCUGUGAUGAGUGAAGCAGGUAUAGUUGAUGGAACCAUCACCAAUGGAACUGAUUAGAAUAUCAAGUUUCGCUACAUAUUGCUUUUAUGUCUUCCUUAAUCAGGCAUGUUUGACAGAAAUGUGAAUGCCUGGUACUGAUAUAAUUUGUUUUUGCAUGUUGCAAGGCAAAGAUAAUGCAAAGCUAAUGAAGUACAAGAGAGUGUAAAUAGAAAUAACUUGUUGGUUCAUUUUAUAUUCAAAUACCUUGAAAGUUAUACCCAUUACAUACAUGUAGAUGGUGGACUAGUUGGUUAGAUUUUGUAGUGUGUUGGUUCAUGUUAUAAUUGAUAUUAAAGGGGAAGUCCACCCUGAAAUUAAGUUAGUUUUAAUAGGAGUAGAAAAAUGAGAGAAACAAGUCAGUGAAAGUUCGAGCAAAUUCC
Messenger RNA from Strongylocentrotus purpuratus (purple sea urchin), 7601 nucleotides. RefSeq lists its product as uncharacterized. The coding region runs from base 1 to 7239 and encodes 2412 amino acids. Lineage: Eukaryota; Metazoa; Echinodermata; Echinoidea; Camarodonta; Strongylocentrotidae. The record is from RefSeq and is a predicted model, not a curated record. The transcript has 8 exons.